AUGGCAGUCACGGCUGUCGCUCUGGCGUCUGUUCAGCGCGCCGCCCCGCCGGGCCGUGUACUGACAAACAGGCUGGCAGGCGAUACGGAGCGGCCAACGGGACUGAGCGGCGACGAUGAGUCCGGGACGCCGAGGCGGCAGUCGCCUCCGCUCGCCGACCAGCGUCGCGCCGUCUUAGCAACGCGGUCCAGCACGCCUCAGGCCCCAGUUCGCGAUCGCAGGUGCGUCCAGCAACUGGUCGGCAGCGACAUGAGGUUAUCGCGUGUGGCGAGUGCGCUAGUGGUGCUGAUGGUCAGUGGCUGCGUGGAGCCGCACCGCUCCAAGCGGGUCGUCUACCUGGAUACGGCCAGCCCCAUCGACGUAGCGCUGCAGAUCACGGUGCCCUUCGGCGUGGCUCUCCCCUCUGUGCGGAAGAAGCACGGCUCGGAGGAGGCGGACAAGGCGAGCAGCGGGCGUCGUUCAGGCACCGCCUCGCCGCUCCAGCAGCUGUUCGCCCUGCUGCAGGUCGAGACCGACGCAUGCCGCCUGCGCCUGCUGUGCCAUCUGGCGGCUGACCCGCAAUACUACUUCCCCGUCGCUGAUAUAUUCCGAGAACAGAUGAGGAAGGAGACGGAGGCGCAGUACGUGUCUGCGUGGCUGCAGGGCGCCGCGGCCGCCUCUGAGCCCCGGUGCGCCUCUUCGCACCCCGGCUGCGCCACGCCGCCCGACGGCUUCCUCGACGCUCGCGUCAUGGCGCUCUGGAGGGCCGCCUCGCGCUUCGUCAGGAUCCGCUUCCGCAGCGCAGACUAGAGCGCCAGCCCGCAUUGAAGCGUAAUGAACAGGACCAUUGGAGCUUAAGGCCGGGUUCUCAUUCAUCUGAGCAAAAAAUAGACAAAAUCUGGAAUUCUUUUUGAGGCAGUGAAUAGAUACCAGAGGAUCUAUUUGGGUAUUGUGACUGAUCAUACCGGUACUUUGAAGGAUUUUCAAUACAAAAAAAACGAACAAAAAACAAAACAAAACACGGCUCACGUAAUUAUGGUUUGAUAAAGGCCCGCGAGUCUGAAGUACGCAGACGACGUGCUGUGUAACCCUUCAGUAGUCAUCUGGAACCAAAAAUGGAUAACAUCAAUCGGUACUACAUUAAAUUUGUGAGAACUUAUACCUAAACACAAUGGAAUAACCUUAAAUGUAAUAAUAUGGUGCUAACUCGAAAUGUUAGUUACAUUUUUCGGUGUUUGUUUCGUUCUUUAUGGCUUUACAAAAAAUAGAAAUACAAGAGAUAGAAAUUAACAGUCUGAACAGUUUUUAUUUUAUGCUGCACGCAGUUACGAAAACUCUUUUCUCCAGAAAAGCUCAUUUAAAGUUUACCGAAAAUUUUUAUAUAUAUUAUUAAUUCAAUUUGGAUAAACACUACAUUUUAUUAUAUAUUUUUGAUGCCGCUGAACACUAAGGUGAAGUUAGAUUUCCAAAGUUCAAUAUGGCUAAUCCAAUGGGGCGCACGAAAAAUAACGUUUUCACCACUUGUCACCAAAAUCUGAUAAAAAAAGUUGGUAGCGUAACUUACGUUUAGCCUGCAAUUCCAGGACCAUAUAUUAACCUUUUCUCUAACUCUAAUUGUUCCUAGAGAGCAAUUUUCUCGAUCUUCCUGGCCAGAAAAGCCAAUGUGGCUGAGGUGGAUAUGCUGCGUUCGACAGCCGGCAAAUAUGUUUGCGUGCCUACUGCAAUAUAAAUCAUUUUGUGAGCGUGCUUCACAGCAUAUCAAGUUUUCUACCUGAGCCGGGCGUUCAUGUCUGAGAAUGUCCCACGGCGACCGUGACGGUACUUCGAACAAUGGGCUUCAGAAACUUUUGUAACGCAUGGAUUAAAAAAUCUUUUCGUCUAUCAUUAUAGACACAUAUAGCUUUCAAAAAAAUGCAAUAAAAUUCGUAUUUUCGACCAUUUGAACGUGAACCUUGCCUUAAGCCUUCAGUUUGUUUUCAUGUAACGAGAGAUGACAUUUCAAUACUGUUUCAUGGAUCAGAUCAUAUUUUACCUGGUAUGGUAAACAUAUGCUCAGCUUCAUUUUUCAGUAACAAUACCGUUUCGACGAUGUGUCAUAUGAUUUAUAGUCAGACGAUCUUUAUAUCUACGUACGACUGAAAAUGUGAAUUUCUAUUCCAAAUCUGGCAACAUAAAUUGAUGAUAAAUAUAACGCCGUUUUGGUAGUGGUCUUCCACAGAUACAAUCUACAUAUUACAUUUUUUA
Schistocerca gregaria is the source of this 2223-nucleotide messenger RNA. RefSeq lists its product as uncharacterized. The coding region runs from base 1 to 789 and encodes 262 amino acids. The record is from RefSeq and is a predicted model, not a curated record. The transcript is spliced from 5 exons. Lineage: Eukaryota; Metazoa; Arthropoda; Insecta; Orthoptera; Acrididae.